AUGCCGGUGGUGCUUGAGGUGCAGAUGGGGCGCCACUUUUUUGUGGAUCCGCCAAAUUGCUAUGCCACGUUUACCUAUGAAGGCAAGGAAUUUCGCACAGAGACACAUCAUGGAGCAACGAAUCCGAAGUGGCCAAAACACAAAUGUGAACUUGGUUAUGAAGGAAAACCUAUUGAAAUUGAGUUUGCAGUGAUGCAGCGAAAGAGUCGAGAAGAACAGGUCAGGAUUGCUUCAGUGACGAUCAAGUGGGAAAACUUGGUCCCUGGCCUACGGAAGGUGGACGACUAUGACGUCAUAGCUGAAGCGGAGGGUGUCCGUGACACAGCAGCCAUUCGUGUGGCGGCCACGUUGAUCCCCGAGGGCAUCACUGGAUCGCCGCAAGAACAACGAGAGAAUGGACCCCGACGGAAAGCCCUUUUCGUGGGCGUUUGCUAUGCUGGCACGUCUUCGUUUCUGGAAAUGUGUCAUGAGGAUGCUUGGAAAAUGAAGGAUUUCUUCUGUGAGCACUACGGCUUCAUCGAUGCACCCGAGACCAUAAAGGUACUGAUGGAUGCUGAGAACACACCAGAAAGUGAGAGACCUACCAAGGAGAACAUCAAAGCGGGAAUCAAGUGGUUGGUAGAUGAAGCCGUUGCAGGAGACAGCCUUCUCUUUUACUAUAGUGGACAUGGCUCUCGAGUACCUAACACCAAUGACAGGGAAAAAGAUGGCUUUGAUGAGGCCUUGUGUCCAGUGGAUAUGGAAGAGAAUGGAUUGUUGGUUGAUGAUGAGCUGAAUGAAAUCUUGGUGCAGCCGUUACCUGCGGGUGUGCGUUUGACGUGUUUCCUGGAUGCAUGUCAUAGUGGAACCGGGAUGGAUCUCCCUUACCAUUGGCAACCCUCUACGGAGGGGACUGAGUGGCAAUUGGAUCAGGGUGGCUACUAUUCUGAAGCCGAUGUGAUUUGUGUGAGCGCAGCGGCUGAUGAUGAAACUGCCAAGAACAUCCCCGCGUUGGCUCGGAAGCGUCCGGACCAUCCGGCAGGGGCCUUCGCGGGUGCUCUUUUAGUGGCCUGCGAAGUACAUGAGAAGCAAUGCACGCAGAAUUGGAAAGAGAUGUUGACAGUCAUCAUGCACGUAUGCAAAGACUUUCGCUAUGGGCAAAGUGUACAACUUUCGAGCUCUCAGAACUUUGACCUCACUCGAGAGUUCAAUCUUCAUGACAACAUUCCGAACAGCAACGAGAGGAUUGGCCCUGUGACGGAAGGCAACGGAAAGCUGGUCGGGGAGGGCUUUGCGUUUUGGAGCCCACCACCACCGGAAAAUCCAUUGUUUGCCGGCAUGAGUCCAGAAGAGAAGUUGCGUAUCAUGGCAGCGCAUGGGGGUCAAGCCAGCGCCAUGCUUCUGGCCCAGCUAGAAGCAUUAAAGGCGAUGAAUCCAGGGGUGCAGUAG
This is a messenger RNA of Symbiodinium necroappetens, 1428 nucleotides long. The record is from the annotation of a GenBank genome assembly. Lineage: Eukaryota; Dinophyceae; Suessiales; Symbiodiniaceae.